Molecule: messenger RNA, 1272 nt
Organism: Xenia sp. Carnegie-2017
Lineage: Eukaryota; Metazoa; Cnidaria; Anthozoa; Malacalcyonacea; Xeniidae
Exons: 4
Coding region: 87-689 (200 amino acids)
Source: RefSeq, a predicted model, not a curated record
GAAUCGUAAUUUAUGAUGACUGUAUCGACUACCACAAAAAAGGAUGCAGCCCUGAAUAUUGGUCUUAUAUCAAAGCAAGAACGCCAAUGGGUUAUUACAAUGAAAACAACAAACCGCCAUGUGAAAGGCGCACUUCUUCACAAAUUUGUGGUGGAUACGGCUGGACAAAACUGGGAACAGUUAAUGCGACCAUGAUGGAUACUUCUUACAACUCUGCUAUGUGGACAUCAAAAGGACCGUAUCAAACAGCAUUUAAUCCUAUGUUUUGGAGCACAUAUGUCAACGAAGUGUGUGUCAUGGCCGGUGGCAUCCAUUAUAAUAUUUCAGUUAAGGCUCCUUCGAUGCGUAGUCUGUUUUUUGAGAAAAAAAAAUUGAACUUGUCUUCCCAAGAAUGGUUGAAAGGUAUCAAAAAUUACAAUUACACAACAAAGUUUAACUUUGUCCCAGGCUGCUACGAAGCGGGCUUUAACGUUGGGGAUCAUUACAACUCGACAUCUUUGCGCGCACGCUUUGGAAUUGUUAGCCUGAAGAAAAAAGGCUGUCCCAAUAAAGACCAAGCGAUUGGUAUCGGACUGCACAUUCCAGGAAAAUACCGUCCGUUGUCAAUAUACUCAAUCGGGUCCUGGUAUUCAACAGAAGUAGAAACCGAUUACAUCAAAAUUUACGUGCGCUCUCGUUCCGUCAACUAAAGUCCAUCAUAUUAAUGACAAAUACGUUCCCUUUAAAAAUAAUGAAAAAAAACAAAAAUUCGGCUAAAGUUUUAAAUGCAAAUCCUAAGUCAAUGAUUGUGUUUCUACCGAUUGUUGUUGGAAGUAUAGUCACCGGAAUAAGGCUUUUGGCGGUGAAGAUUGCGUAUUAACUCUGGGAUUUGGAUUUAAAAUAGAAACAAAAUGGUGGCGAUAUAACUUAAUGAUGUAUUACAUUCAUACUAUUCAACUAAAUGACAAGCACUACAUUCCGCACAAGGACUUUCCUGUGGACUCACAUAUAAUAAUUCAUGAGAAUUUCUUAACAAAUCAAUAUUUUUUAAUGAUUGCAUAAUUAUAUUACGAAACGGAUAUAUAUAUGGUAUAAGUUGUAUCUCGUAAUAAAUAAUAAAUAUAGUCAUCUAUCAGUACUAUAAUAAUAUAAUUAUAUAUAAAUAUUUUUCAGUCACCUUUAGAGUCUUUUUGUAUGAGUACACGUAUAGUCAGUGGCAGAUCUAUUAUAAGUCAUGUAAUUUACGCAACUUACGUAUACAUUUUACCAAGAAACCACAAUUUUUCAAAUCAA